Salvelinus fontinalis (brook trout) is the source of this 5281-nucleotide messenger RNA. Its product is annotated as runt-related transcription factor 3-like. Gene Ontology annotation, biological process: hemopoiesis; neuron differentiation; regulation of transcription by RNA polymerase II. Gene Ontology annotation, molecular function: RNA polymerase II cis-regulatory region sequence-specific DNA binding; ATP binding; DNA-binding transcription factor activity, RNA polymerase II-specific. The coding region runs from base 499 to 1821 and encodes 440 amino acids. The record is from RefSeq and is a predicted model, not a curated record. Gene Ontology annotation, cellular component: nucleus. The transcript is spliced from 8 exons. NCBI's taxonomy places the organism in Eukaryota, Metazoa, Chordata, Actinopteri, Salmoniformes, Salmonidae.
AAGAAAACAGAACAUUUCCAAAACUUGGCCGACCAAUCAAAAGAGAGAGAAAAGAGAGAGGGAAGCAGAGAGCUGAAAAUGUAAAAGCAAAGAGGAAAAAACAAGCUACACCGAGUAAGAGCGAAAAGAGAGAGGGGAGGGGAGGCCCUGUGACCUCAUGUGACAUGUGACGUGGGCUCCUCCACUCACGGAGGGGAGUUGGAGGAUGGCGAGGACGCAAAGAGAGCUGUGGCUUUAGCCGACGCUAGCUAACACUGACGCUCCAGUCAGGCCAUCACUGUGGGACACCACGUCUCCUGACAGAGAGAGAGAGAACCUGGCUAACCUCAGAGCCCCUGCCCACUGACGGACCGGACCAGCACAGCACAGCACCACACCUCCCUGCCACCCCACCCUGGCCUGCUAACAAGACGUUCAGACCCGAUACAACAACGGUUGGUCGUUAUCGUCUGUAGAGAGGGCUGACGACGGCUCUGGCACCACUUCAGCCACGAGGACAUGGCUUCCAACAGCAUCUUUGACUGCUUCGGGAACUACGGCCCCACUCUACUGAGAGACCCCACCACCACCAGACGGUUCACACCGCCCUCCACGUCGUUCCCCUGCAGCAAGAUUGGAGACGGCAGCGGGAGCAUGGGCACCCCUGGACCGCUGAGGACACGACCCGAGGCCAGGAAUGUGGUGGACGUCCUGUCAGACCACGCUGGCGAACUGGUCCGGACGGACAGCCCAAACUUCCUCUGCUCCGUGCUGCCCUCACACUGGAGGUGCAACAAGACACUCCCUGUGGCUUUCAAGGUUGUCGCACUCGGUGAUGUGCCCGACGGGACUUUGGUCACCGUGAUGGCGGGGAACGACGAGAACUACUCAGCGGAGCUUAGGAACGCGUCUGCGGUGAUGAAGAACCAGGUCGCCCGCUUCAACGACCUGCGGUUCGUGGGCAGGAGCGGACGAGGAAAGAGCUUCACUCUGACCAUCACAGUCUUCACCGGUCCUCCUCAGGUGGCCACCUACCACCGUGCCAUUAAAGUGACUGUGGAUGGGCCCAGGGAACCCAGACGUGAGUACUUACAGGGACACCGGGUGAAGAUGGAGGACCCCCAGAAGAUGCAGUUCUCUGAUAGGCUGACAGAGAUUGAGCGCUACCAGCGGGCCAGCCUGAGGAUGGGGCCUGGUAACCCCCAGCCCCGGCCCAUGCACCAGAGCCACCUGGGGCCGUCUACCCAGUCCCAGAUACAAGCCCUGUGGUCUGACCAGAUUGACCCACCAACUCUGAAGACAUGCAAGGUGGAGGACGACCUCAGAUGGUCAAGUCCCACCGCUGACCUCUUCCCCCAGAGGACCACCUUCCCUUCUCUGUCCCCGCUGACCGACCCCCGUUUCUCAGACCCACGUAUGCACUACCCAGGGGCCUUCACCUACUCAGCCAACCCCUCCAGCACGGGCAUCGGAGGCCUCAGUGUGACGGGCAUGUCCGCCUCCUCCCGCUACCACACCUACCUGCCCCCACCCUACCCUGGAAACCAGAACCAGGGCAGCCACUUCCAGUCCAACUCCUCCCCCUACCACCUGUACUAUGGCACCGGGUCCGGCUCCUACCAGUUCUCCAUGGUGGGCCCGGCCGGGACCGGGGGUGAGCGUUCCCCCACCCGCCUGCUGCCUUGCUCUGGAAUCUCAGCCUCUGGAGGGGGCAACAGCCUGAUGAACCAGGGCCUGAACAACCAGAGCGAAGGGGUGGAGGCAGACGGCAGUCACAGCAACUCCCCUACGGCCAUGAGCGGCUCUGGACGCAUGGACGAGUCUGUCUGGAGGCCUUAUUGACUGUCAGACAGCUAGAGGAAAUGCAGGAGAGAAAGAGCAAAAGUAAAGAAGAUGAAUGAACAAAAAAAGAUGAAUCCUCCCCCAAAAAUAAAUGCUGCAUGUUUGUAUUUUAUUUCUCGCGCACUCGCUUCGUACCCUUUUCCUAGUUGACCAAAGACAUUCACUAUCUGUCAGGAUGCCAUGGCCAGAGAUUACCUUUAUGCAAGCCAUGGGUAUAUCCUGCACUGUGACAGGGACUACUCUCUGAGGCUCUGAAACCAUACAAAUCUCAUGCUUUUCAAUUGAUGAGUAAGAAAUGCAAAAUAACUGUAAAUAGAUGUUAUGGUGUUACAACAAAAAGCCAUAGUAAUAUAUCCGGAUCUUUUGAAAAACAGGUACAUGCAUACUAAAGACUGUGAAUGGCAAAACCUUCAUAGCCAUUCACUCUAUGCAGCUAAUGAACUGAAAAAAUGCUAGUGCUAUUGUGGUUAACUAGCCAACACGACCAAAAUGAUCAUUUUCCCACAGAUGACAGUACCUUUCUUGACAUUACAAGCUAAGCAUCCAGACCAGUGACUGUACUGCCUCAGCAGCCUUUCACUGUCAGGUGAUAACAGAGAUCAAAUAUGAUGUUUGCUUCACGAGUGUCUCAGAACCUGCCCUAGAUGGCUUGUGGCUGUAUUGCUAAUGUAACAUAACAGUUGAUUCUGAAGCUUUUAUUUGGUGUGAGGUUUGGAGAUUCACCCUUCAGUCCAUGAAACAUCCUUAAAAACAAUACAUGGUCUCAAAGUAAUUCUGCAUUGCUUGACAAUUUAAUGUACUAUUUGUACUGAUGUCUGAGUGAAGCUCCCCUGUAAAGUUGUUAAUGUAUUGAUAAUCUAUGCAGUAGAAUAGCUGAUAUUUUGAAGACUGUACAGGACAUUAGCAGAUUUUUUUUUUUAAAGCAGGAUUUUUAUGGAUUCCUUUUGUUUUAGUUUGUUGGACUGUUUUCUUUAUUUUUACUUAUGAUAUAUACACUGAGUGUACAAAACAUUAAGAACACCUGCUCCUUCCAUGACAGACUGACCCGCUGAAUCCAGGUGAAAGCUGUGAUCCCUUAUUGAUGUCACUUGUUAAAUCCACUUCAAUUAGUGUAAUUGAAGAGGAGGAGACACGUUAAAGAAGGAUUUUUAAGCCUUGCGACAAUUGAGACAUGGAUUGUGUAUGUGCCAUUCAGAGGGUGACUGGGCAAGACAAAAGAUUAAAGUGCCUUUGAAUGGGGUAUGGUAGUAGGCUCAUCGGUUUGUGUCAAGAUCUGCAACAUUGCUGGGGUUUUUACGCUCAACAGUUUCCCAUGUUUAUCAAGAAUGGUCCACCACCCAAAGGACAUCCAGCCAACUUCACAAAACUGUGGGAAGUAUUGGCGCCAACAUGGGCCAGAAUCCCUGUGGAACGCUUUCAACACCUUGUAGAGUCCAUGCCCCGACGAAUUGAGACUGUUCUGAGGGCCAAAGGGGAUGGGAGGGGGGGGGUGCAACUCAAUAUUAGGAAGGUGUCUGUUUUGUACACUCAAUGUUGUUGUUUUUUUCAUUCUGUAUGCAAACUGUUUUAGUAUAGUAUGUUUGAACUGGAUAACACAGUUUACUUUUUUAUAUUUAUUUGAGCCAAAUUUAAGGAAAUGUUCACUUAUGCCCAAAAUCAUUUAGCAUUCUCUCCAACUCCUCUUUUUAUAUAACUAUUUUGUUCAUUUGUUGUUUAAUAUAAAAAUUUGAAUCUGUGUAAUAUAUUGCUCCUAAAUUAUGAAAAAAUACACUUCUAUUGUUAUUAUUUUGUAUUCCAAUGUAGCGUAGAUGCACUAAAAACUUUCACGAUAUUCCACCAUUAGAACCACAGAUCUCAGCAUUCAUUUCACCAAUCACAUUACUUAUAAAGAUUAAAGACCCCCCCCCCCCCCCCCCCCAGCCUCCUUGAGGUCCCAAAGUCAUCGGGAAGAAAAAAAAUGCACUGUUCUAAACAUUCAAUUAUCAUAAUAAACUUUUAUGUACACAGAUUCUCCUUUCAGAGAGAGAAGAAAAUGGUUAAAUACCUAAGGCACACAGUUGUCAAUCCAACCCACAGUAUGUGGCUAUGCAGAUCUUGUUUCUUUGUAUAUCAGACAAAGAUACUAACCUGUAAGAAGAACGCCUGAAACCCCAGACUUUAACUGGCUUCAUCUCAAACCAUAUUGGCAUGUCUGAAUAAACUGACUCACAAAACAUUGGAGACGAAGUGAGCUCAUUUUCAAAUGCACAUACACAUGCCGCUCAUAUGAGAACAAGCCUCUGAUAUCCUUACUAGAACCACAGUAGAUUGAGCAGUGACAGAGGUAAAGGUACAGGUCUGCACAUUCUCACAGUCUCAAGGGCCUUUCCCAUGCUGUCACAGUCAUGAUCCCUGUACCCCAGCGGGACACCUAGAAUAAGGAUGAAGAUAGGAGAGGGAAGGGAGGUCAAAGUGGGAUCCUCUUACCAACAACAUGGGCAAUCCUAACAAAAAAACAAGCCCCUUUCUUCUUCAUGAGCUGUGAGUCUUUUGAAGCCUGUAUGAAUGGGAUAUCUCUCCAUCCUAUUGUAAUUUACUGAUCAUUAGUGCCAGCAGCUCAGGGCUCUGCCCAGGAUUAAGAUGUUGUCAGGACAGAGCAUCUUUGUAUGAGCUGUAUUAAAGCAACUUAAUUAAGUCAUGGUGUCAGGUGUCUCAUGUUACAAACUGGCAGAGGUUUUUUGGUGAAAAGGAGGAGGAUGAGACUUGUUGGGGCUUCUUGGGAGCCCAUGUUCUACCAUUUAGGGAUGGUUAAUUGAAUACAGUAUCUACUUCCCUAUGCCUUAUUCUUGUUCAAGACCAUCGAUAAUAUCAAUAUUCAUUCCUAUCUCCUGGUGAGUGGAGGGAAAACAUUGCAUGUCCUAGACUGUGUUCCUACUCAUUCUCUUUGGGUUUGAAGGCCUAACUUUAGAUUGGGCAAAAUUCAUGCAGCUAUGAGAAACCAAAGAUGUACCUGAUAUCAUGUGGUUAUAUCAAAACCAAAGAAAUGCCUGUAAUAUUGUUCCAUUGCAAGUUUGGAUGUGUUGUUUUACACAAAUUGUUUGUGGUAACUUUUGUAAAGCCUUGGUUGGUUUCCAAGAUCUGUAGACAAAAUGUCCACAACUCUUAUGAAAGAGGUUGUGUGUAUAUCAUAUGACAUUUGCAAAACAGGGAGGCCAAAUGAUACAAUUUAAUUGUAUUUUAUUUUCUGUUGGAUCUUUUGAUGUUUAUUUUAAAGAAGCUCCUCUUCAUUUUGUUAUACCAUAAUGUUAAUUCAUUUUGCUCUCUUUCCUUUUUCUUAAUGCUCAAAGCAUGUAUGUCUGAAGCUGAUAUGUUAAUUUAAUUUUCAUCCAUGUAAUAUCCUUAAAGACUGUAUUAAGUGCUUGUAAAGUGUGCGGAUAAUGUAGUUUUUAACAAUUUUCAUUAAAAAAAAACAUCAAUUUCA